AUGUGUAUGAAGGUCAACUGCAGCACUUGCAACAAAGCCACCUGGUAUGGCUGCGGCGCACACAUUCCCAGUGUUUUGGACAACAUCUCCGAGGACCAGUGGUGCACUUGUGACCCCAAGGUCGAGAUGAACGGCAAGAAAUACCCGCCCAAGGCGAAAUGA
Molecule: messenger RNA, 162 nt
Organism: Pestalotiopsis fici W106-1
Lineage: Eukaryota; Fungi; Ascomycota; Sordariomycetes; Amphisphaeriales; Sporocadaceae
Exons: 2
Coding region: 1-162 (53 amino acids)
Source: RefSeq, a predicted model, not a curated record